CCAGCUAGCUGCUAGCUGUUUUUUUAACCAUUUUUUUCUUUGUGCUAAGCAACAGAAUUAAGUCAUAGCCAAACGAAAAUAAAUGACAAAAUAACGUUUAGCGAGCAGUCUGGAAAAGAGCAAGAAACAUGUUCCCUCUUAAUGACUCGCAGAUAUUAAAAAAGAGAAAAAAUUCCAGCGCUCGAACAAGGAGCACGAUGAAGAAAGCUAGCUCUCACAGCUACAGUCAUCUUUAACGUUUUAUUGGGAUUUUCUGUCCACUUUCAUGGAUUCUGGAUUCCACUUUAAGACCAAGAAAAUUGAGGAUCCAACUGUUGAAUUCCCUUUGUGUUGCGGUGCAGCUCUGAUCGCCACACACCUCUUUUGAGCAUCGUGCAUUUGGUCUUCAAGUCCUUAGACACGGCCCCUACGCCAAGCGCCGGUUCCAGUUUUGUAGCGCCACUCAGUGAAAUGGAUUGGGCCACACCGGCUGCCAAACUAAAUCCCUACACCCGUGCCCGCAUGACAGAGGCCUGGCAGCAGCAUGCUGUUGCUCCACCUCCUGUGGUGCACACCAUUCCUUCAGGAGCUGAGAAUUCAUUGGGAUGUACAGUGUACGGCAUUGUAUUGCAGCAUGAAGCCGCAUCGUUACAGCAGCAGCAGACCCAGCAUGUCCAGCACAGCCAGCAUCACAGCGGGUCUCAACAGCACGGUGGAGGGCAACACAGCCAGCAGCAGCAACAGCACCCUGCACAGGCCCAGCAGACCUCCAUACAGGUGGGAACGGAGGGAGGACACAAGUGCGGCGCCUGUGGGCAUGAUAUCUCACACUUGUCAAACCCACAUGAGCACCAGUGCAUGGUGACUCAGGACAGGUCCUUCCAGUGCACCCAGUGCCUGAAAAUCUUCCACCAGGCAACAGACUUGCUGGAGCACCAGUGUGUUCAGGUGGAACAGAAACCUUUUGUGUGCGGGGUUUGUAAGAUGGGCUUCUCCCUUCUCACGUCUCUAGCCCAGCACCAUACAUCUCACAACAGCACCAACCCCAUGAAGUGUUCCAUCUGCGAGAAGACCUACCGACCCGGCAGCUCCACACCCAACUCCUCAGGGGCCGGCGCCCAGCAGCCAAGUGUUGACAGGGCUUCAGCCAGCAGCAGCUCUUCCAUUCUGCCAUUUCCCUCGGCGCGGGACCGGCCGUACAAAUGCUCCAUCUGCCAGAAGGGUUUCAAACACCUGUCGGAGCUCACGCGACACGAGAGGGUGCACACGGGAGAGAAGCCCUUCAAGUGUGACACGUGUGACAAGGCCUUCAGCCAGUCAUCUCACCUACAGCACCACCAGCGGACACACAGCAACGAGCGGCCUUUCAAGUGUGCUGUCUGCGAAAAGAGCUUCAAGCAUCGCUCGCAUCUUGUGCGCCAUAUGUACGUCCACUCUGGGGAACACUUGUUCAAAUGCAAUCUGUGUGAGCUGCACUUUAAAGAGUCCUCUGAACUUCUUCACCACCCCUGUCACCCGCAGGGCUCCCGCCCGUUUCGCUGCGCCACCUGUGGGAAGGGCUUUAAACGGCCAUCUGACCUUCGUCAGCAUGAGCGGACGCACUCGGAGGAGCGGCCCUUCCAUUGUGAUGAGUGUCAGAUGAGCUUCAGGCAGCAGUAUGCGCUCGUACGCCACAGACGCAUGCACAAAGACCCGACCGACCGACCCUUUAAAUGCAACCUGUGCGACAAAGGCUUCAUGCAGCCCUCGCACCUUCUCUACCACCAGCAUGUCCAUGGGAUGGACAACCUCUUCAAAUGUGCAUCCUGCCAGAAAGAGUUCAGCCAGUCGGGAGAGCUGCUCAGACACAAAUGCGGCGAUUCACCAGCCAGCUCACCCGAAAAGCCGUAUAAAUGUGACGUUUGUGGCAAAGGUUACAAGAAAGGCUCCACGUUACAGCGUCACCAAAACUCUCACUGUCAGGAGAAGCCCCUGAAAUGCUCACUGUGUGACCGCCGCUUCCUGUCGUCCUCUGAAUUUGUGCAACACCGCUGCGACCCCUCGCGCGAGAAGCCACUCCGGUGCCCCGAGUGCGAGAAACGUUUCAAGUACUCGUCGGAUCUGAAUCGGCACCUGCGAGUGCACACGGGAGAGAAGCCCUAUAAGUGCGCCCACUGUAACAAGGGCUUCAAGCAGCGCGAGCACCUGAACAAACACCAGGCCACUCACUCCAGGGAAGGUCAGUUCAAGUGCGUCUGGUGUGGUGAACGUUUCAGCGACUUGGGCUCUUUACAGGAUCACACAGUGCAGCACACAGCUGACGGUGGGGACUACGCGGUGCCACAGUGUAUAUAGUUCAUCUCGUGACUUCUUCCUGAACGUCCUCUUUAUCCCUCUUAGACCACUUAGCCAGCCCCACUUUUACCACAUUUACAGGAUGGUCCGGGCUACUUUUAUUGCACUCAGUCGAAUAGCAGUGUCACAUCAGCGCCUUCUUGCAUUAAUAACCCAGAACCUAUCAUUCCGUAAGACCCACUCAAUGCCUUUCUCAUUCUUUAUGCUUAAACCUGUUCCUCCUCCAUUUCUCUGGCAUCAGAAUGCUGACAGUUGAUGGGAGCGAUGUUCAGUUUGAAGAUGUAGCUUCUAACUGUGGCGGACUGUUUUCUGAGGAAACAUUUGCCGUUAUGUAUGAUGAUUUGGCCAAACUUUUAGUUUUUUAUUUUAUAUAUAUAUACAUUUAAAGCCCUUCCACUCUUUUUCAGAAAAGUUAUAGUGCAGAAACUGUUUGUUUAAACAAACGGGACCGGCUAGAGACUGGCUAAUAGAGCACGUCAAAGUGUGUCUGACUCUUGUACACGUUCAUGCAACCUUCAUUAGUCUAAAAAUAAUUUGCAGUUUAAAGUUACUGUGGUAAAGCUGAAUCACUGAUACAUUUGUUUGUUUGUUUUUUAAGUCUGAUAGCUCCUUUUCUUUUGUCUGACCUCAGAUCGACCUGCUCUGUAUUUGUCUGGCUUUUAUUAUUUUAUUUUUAUAAUGUACAAAGUACCUCCAGUGCUCCAUAAAUUAGAUUUAUUUUUUUUCUUCCUAGGAAAUGUGAAAUGAAAAAAUUAGGAUUUAUUGUGCUAUCAGUGAAAUCAUUUAUGAUCCAUUGCAUUUAUCAAACGUUUAAUUACUUUUUUUUUCUUCUUAGAUUUAGUGUUGCAGCCUUAUGCUAAAAGCGUUUUAAAACUUCCCCCCCUCAUCAAUCACAUUAAUGCUAAAUGACAAAACAAACAGGAUUUUAGGGUUUUUUUUAAUUAAAUGAACAAGUAUUCAGACCCUUUUGAUUUGAAAUUUGACUGAGGUACAACCGUUUUAUGAGUUUCUACACACUGUAUGCAACUUUCCAAUUGUUUGUAAGUGGCACAGUUGACAUUUUGUUUUCACGCAAAAGCCAAACCUUUAAUGUCAAAAGAAUUACAGGGGAAUGAAGUACAGAAAUGUGUACAUCUUUUCAGCAAGCUAAUAGAUGGCACCAGAUGUCUUAAAAAAGGGUACCAUAGUCAUAUCUCUAAGAUCUCUAAUUAAAUUGAGGUGGAUCAAUGACGCUAACUCCACGAAAUGAUAAAUAUCACAAUACUUCUAUCACGAUUCGAUACAUAUCAUAACCCAUAAUUACAUCGCUGGUCACACUAAUUAAGUACAACGUAUUCUGUGGUGAAGUGUUUAACUUUACAAAAGCAAAUUAUUCUUAUAAGUUAUAUAAUACUUAUAAUUAUUAUUAUAAGCAUAAAUUGUAAUCCUGGAUGUUAUUUAUGGUUCUUCUGCAACAAUUUAUGGUUCUUCCGCAAGAGCUCAUCAUUUUUGACUUUUCAUGGUAUUGCGAUACUAAUCUAAAAAAAUAAUCUGAUUCGAUACAGGUUCCAAAAUAUGAUUAUCACGAUACUUGAUGAUUCGUUCUACCACUGGUAACUAAUGAGUUGUUUUUGUGCCUGUUGCUUUAAAGAUGUGUGCAUCCAUCUAUGGAUGAUACUACAUGAUUACUUGACACCAAGUCAUUGCAGACUCGAGAUACUUGGGUAAUAAAGUAAUCUCAUAGCUAAAUACCAUCAGCGUGAGCUAAAAGGACACCAACCUACUUUUUGUGCAUCAAAAAUCCAGGGGGAAUCAAAUGUCGCUGAGUUCCUUCCCACUGUAGCCAAGUGCUUGCUCAUAGGGGGUCGUUUUGACCGUUGGGGUUUUUCAUAAUUAUUGUAUGGCCUUGCCUUACAAUAUAGAGCGCCUUGGGGCAACUGUUUGUUGUGAUUUGGCGCUAUAUAAAAAAAAAGUUGAUUGAUUGAUUGAUUGAUUGAUUGAUUGAUUGAGUGCCCAAAUGCCGGUGCCACAGACCGAAUGUCUUCCCAUAAAAUUUGGUCCACCCUGCCUCUACCGCUCUUUUGUCAUUUCGGAGCUCAGCCACUUGUCCGAGACAGAGUCUUCACCCAAAGCGAUCACAUGGAUUAAUUGGAUUAUUAACCAUCAGAUGAUAAUGGUAAAACCUCUUAAAUCGUUUUAAAGUCAGUUUUAAGCAGAAACGAGGCGAUACUCCAUGAUGCCUUGAAAUGACAGACGCGCAGUGAUCGCAUCAGCUAACAGCUCGUGUAGCUGCGGCGCUCUGAUCGCUUCCUCCGUCUUUUCUGAUGAAAUAAUGCUGAAUUUAGGUGGAAAUGAUUGUUGUACAAAAGCUUCAGAUAUCUGUCGCUGAGAUAGAUGAUGACUGGAGUCACGUUUGAGACAGAAACGUGAUAAUCUGUGAACCGCAGCUAAUGACACAUGCACAAUGAAGGCAGAGUGGACCGAUUUUAGGGGGGAACCGUUCGGUCGGCGACACCGGAACACCUGUUGUUUUGCUCCACAGCACCAAUAUGGAGUGUACUGAAAAGAUGAGCACAAGGCUGCAACAUAAAAUGUGAAGGAGUAUGAAGAGCAUUAGUGUGAGUGUCAGUGUGGUUUCACCUGAUCCAGAGCUGUGGGCGGAGCCAAAGAGCACUUUUCCACAUUAAUCAGCAGCACCCUUCAGUUUCGAUGUGUAGCCAAAUACAGAUGCUGAUAUACUCGUCCCGGUCCUGCACAGGUUAGCGCUGUCAGACGGUGAAAAUGUGUCAGUAUCCUGUUUCAGACUGUACAUAGUGCAGACGUGUGAGUGUUGGAAAUGACUGAGGUGUUUCUUUAAGAAAGA
Messenger RNA from Thalassophryne amazonica, 5155 nucleotides. It is a transcript of the gene znf319b, whose product is annotated as zinc finger protein 319b. Bases 451 to 2313 code for a protein of 620 amino acids. The record is from RefSeq and is a predicted model, not a curated record. NCBI's taxonomy places the organism in Eukaryota, Metazoa, Chordata, Actinopteri, Batrachoidiformes, Batrachoididae. The transcript is spliced from 4 exons.